AUGGAGGCGGAGUAUGGACGUUAUUUCUUGCGGAACUUUCACGCGGCUCCUUUCCCAAGGACGCUGGAGCUGCUUCAACCUUAUUCCGCGCCUGCUGAACUUCCAAAAGCGGAGGUGGCGGGAGGUCAGCUCCAAGCGAAGGUUUUCUUAGCGUCAUCGGUGCCUGAGAAGCCGAAGGUUGCGAAGACAGAUGCGAAAGAAAAACAAUUGAGCAGUGGGAGCAGGCCGAAAUCUUCCUUCAGCUUGUCGCCGCCCCCACCACCCCCGCAGUUUGCAGUGGGAGCUGAGGCAGAGGUCGUGGUCAUCGAUUCCUUAAGAGAGCCGGUCUCGCAGGCUGCUGUGACUGCACAGGAGGACUACGUGGGCAACGGUGCACUACCCUCCGAUGACGAAGAACUGUUGCUGGGCGAUGAGGGGGCCGAUGAGGGGGCCAACAUGGGUGACAAGAAGCUCAAAAGUGAUGGCGUUGACAGCGACUCCGAGCCGGAGGCCGUGUCGCCAGAGCCUCCGCCAGUGGCAUCGCCUCCCGUGUCGUCCCCACUGCGGGCGCCGCCACAAAGCGAGCCGAUGGCGUUGCUGGAGACGGCGGAGCUGGUGGAGACUCCACGGCCCACGGGCGUUGCGCCUGAGCUGUCGCCGUCUCCACCAGGUGGAGAGGCCCCGAUGCCAUCGAUGCCGGUCACUGUCCGAGAAAGCGACCUGAGCCAGAGCCUUGAGGUAGAAGUACCGCAAGAGUCCGAGGUGAAUUGGCAUGACUUGGACCAGCGGGUGGAAGAGCUUUUAAACAGGUUCUUUGAGAAUAACAGCAAUUGGCUUGCCAUCCAAGAGGCGAUCCGCACGGAAGCACAGGAGUCUUUGGUAUCGAAGGAGGUGCAGUACUUUCGAAUUCAGGUACCUUCUCCUUAUCCAGGGGUCCAGUACCGGCGGUCGAUGGACCUGGAAGACAGGUAUCGCCGUUAUGCGAAGCAGGGCCAGACCGUGGAAGGCGUCGUCGAGGCCAAUGGCGAGUGGCUUCAGAUUUCCGAGAAGGUCUUCCUUCCCAUGAAGGUGGCAGCGGUGGGCAUUAUGCAGCCCAUCACGAGGGAGGAGCGGCAGCAGGCGGUGCAGGAGGAGCAGGCAAGAAAGGCUGGAGAGAUGGAGCAGAGCCCUCAGGUCAGCGACCUCCCCAGCAUGGAGGCCGGAAGCCCCCUGCCGGACAUGGAGGUGGAGAACUCCUUUCGGCAGAACACAUUGCGGGUCACGCCGGGUUUGCCUGAAGCGAUUUGCAAAGCUCCUUUGCAGGAUCCGGGAGCGCUCAGCGAGUUCUACUCGCAGAACCCGAUCAACGCCUUCGACUCGCGUCCAGAUCGCAACCUCGUCCCCAAAGCUGGGGCGGAUGCUGGCCGUGGACGCCUCCAAGCCUGUGAGAAAUGGCAAGACAUCGUGCGACGUGGGCCUCGGGGCUUGCAGCGGCUGCGGAGCUUUUCCAAGGGCCUGGCAUAUGCGCACAGUCAGGCCUAUCGUCACGUCUGCGGCCCUGAGUGGAUCCGCACGCUGCGGGGAGAGCUCCUGGGCCGCUCCGUGGCCCUGGUCCUCUGUGGUGAGGCGCACGAGGAUGUCUUGGACCUUACCCGGAAGAAGUGCAUCAUAGAACCCGAGAAGGGCUGGCGCCCGGUGGAGGGCGACUUCACUGAUGCAGUGGCACAACUGGGCACGCCCAUGGCCACGAAGGAUUGUGGGACGCUGAAGAGUGCCAAGAGUUGGGCGGCUGAGACGGUGGACGAUGCCGAGGACAGCGAGGAGGAUGAUCUUAUUGGUGCAAAGCUUAUCUUCCAGGCUGGUGAUCGGCCGGGCGCCAAAGGGACGGCCCGCGUCUACCGCCCGAGCCAGCCUUGGCAUCGCCACAGUCCCCAUUUGAGGCCUCACCGGAGCCCGCGGCUGGGACCUCACUCGCCGCCGCCAGUGGCGACCUCGACUCCCAAGCUGCAAGUCUUUGAGUGGUCAGACUUAGACAAGGAGGCGGAGGACUUCAACAAAAGACGGCUGAAGGGAGAGGAGAUACCUGUAGAAGAGCAUGAUGCACUUAUUGCCAAAAGGAAAGAAGAGAGGCGUGCUGAAGGCAUCGAGCUCUUCGAUGAUUGGCUUCUGAGACACUUGAGCUCUUUGAAAGCAGGCCGUCGCUUGGAGAUCGUUCUGGAGGCACAUGUGCCAGCCAGCGAAGUGGAGCUCCAUGAGGAGCCUGGCAGUGAGCCGUGUCGGCCCCACGAGUGCUUGCAGUCCUUGGAGCCGGACUCGGAGGGCGACUCCGAGGAUGAGCGAGAUCCUGAUGAUGGUACAGGCACCUUCCUGGACUUCCUUCGCCGACGACUCCUGCAGCACUGGCCGAAGGGAGUGACCGGAGACCGCCGGGUGCGGCACAUUGAUCCAAGGGAUCUAGGGGACGAUGAUCACGCAGACUUGCGGCAGGCUUUCCAGGACUUGCUACAGCAGCCCCUUCCUGUGGACCCAGAGCAAAAAGAGCUGGAGCAGAUGGGUGUAGAGGAGUUUGACGCGGGACACAUGGGAGUGGUGGCCUCUCGGAAGGCACGCCGUGCGGAGCAGCGGCCAACGCCGCUGCCUUCUUGGGAGGCCUUCUUUGGAGCUGCUGCCGAGCUUUUGUACUACUCCCCUCAUGUCAAGGCAGACUACGUGCCGUUCCUCACCGGUUGCAUAGGUGCUGGACCGGCUUUGAAGGCAUUCUUCAAAGAUUUGGUCUUUGGCACCGUCCCUGAAGCCAUGAGCAGGCUUCGAUUGGAAGGUGAGCUUCGUUCCAUGGCCUGCCUGAGAUCUCUGGUCUAUCGAGAGGCUGGCGGAAAGCUUUGGCGGCGCCCAAACGAUGGGGGCUUGGUCCCGGUGCGGCGAGCACCGUUGGAGAGAUACCUGAAGGCCAAAGGCUCACAACCUCCCAGGACCUGGAUCUCUGGCCUGGCGGAACAGUUACGCUCCAAGGGCGCAGUGGACUUCGUGCAGCGCGCGGAGGACUGGUACUUUCGAUCUGUCGAUGAGCUGCUGGCGGAUCCCAAGGCCGCUGAUGCCGAUGGUGACUACUUCAUUGCCUGGUUGCGCGAAUGCCACAGAGAGGUCUAUGCGGACGUCGACAGGAGCGAUCCCAAAGAGCUUCGAAGUCUGAAGAAAGUCAGGAGUACCAGCAAUCGGUCGAAGCGCUACGACUUGGCAAGCAUUCAGAUCCCCAACGUGCAAGAGGCCUUUGAAGAGCUUGCCACCUUUGAUCCCAAGUCUGGACCCAGCAGUCGAAGACAGCGAGUGCUGGCGAAGAUGAUCAUCGACAGCUUCCAGUUGCGCUCGGUGGACUUGGCUGCCGUGCUCACCAUGGCCGAUUGCAUCCUGGAGGCCCCAGAGGGAGAAGAGGUGGUGGUUGUCCUCUAUGCUGGAGGGGUUUACUGGCGAUGGGCUUCCCAAGCGGGGCUUGGUGGGCAAAGAUGA
Durusdinium trenchii is the source of this 3462-nucleotide messenger RNA. Lineage: Eukaryota; Dinophyceae; Suessiales; Symbiodiniaceae. The record is from the annotation of a GenBank genome assembly.